AGCACAGGCAGGCUCUGAACUCCUAGAGUGUGACGGGAGAGACGAGAGGAGAGGAGAAGAGAAGAAACAGAGCUGUGGGAAACGGACAGGCGCGCACAGGCACACUCUUACACUCACGCACACACACACAAACACACACACACAUUCUCUCACUCGCGCAGACGCUCGCACACACUCACUCACCCACCUGCAGGACUUCCUCCAAAACUUGACCUCCGGACCCCCCCCUCCCCCCCUUCUUCGGCUGGGCUCUGCUCGAGGGACUCUACCUGACCUGAGACUCCUUCUGCCCCUCACACCCGCUCCGCAUCCUCCUCGCCCAGGCAACACCUCCACCCACCCCGUGUGUGUCUCUCUCUUCUUCACGCGGGUGACCCAAACCCGACGGGGGAUGGCACGGGCCUCCUCCACCCUCCUGGCCCUGGGCUGUGCCCUCCUGGCGGUGGUGCUGGGGGGCAGUGUGGAUUUGGGGGGGUCCCCGGCGGGCUUCUACCCGCGCUUCAACCCCUUCUUCUUCCUGUGCACCCACCACGGCGAGCUGGAGGGGGGCACCGUGGCCGAGGGCACGGGCGAGGUGCUGCUCACCUUGCAGAUCGCCGGCAACCCCUCCGCCUACAUCCCAGGACAGGAGUACCAGGUUACCAUCUCGACCAGCACCUACUUCGACGGACUGCUGGUGACCGGUCUCUACACGUCCACGACCGUCCAAGCGGCACCCAUCCCCGCCCCAGCCGCCUUUGGCUUUGGUGUGAUGUCGGAGCGGCAGUUUGGGACCCAGUUUGUGUGCAGCGUGGUGGCGUCCCAUGUCAGCCACCUGCCCACCACCAGCCUCAGCUUCGUCUGGAUCGCCCCUCCGGCCGGCACCGGCUGCAUCAACUUCCUGGCCACAGCCACACAUCGAGGACAGAUCAUCUUCAAGGACGCCCUGGCCCAGCAGCUGUGUGAGCAGGGAGCUCCCACAGAAUCUCCAGUGAGGCCCAGCUUAGCGGAGGUGCAUGGAACCCACGCAGUGCUCCGAGACGACUUUGACUCCAACCUUCUGGCAGAGCUCGACUUCAGCAUCUGGUCCGAGUGCAGUAACUGUGAGGUGGGGGAGCAGUGUGGUGUUCUGAUGCACGGCAGAACGGUCACCUUCUGCGAGCCGUUCGGACAGAGAGAUCUGACCAGCGUGCCUCUCAACACCAGCACCGCCUCCGUCCUGCAGUUCGCUCUGGGCUCCGGCUCCUGUCGCUUCAGCUACUCUGACCCCAGCAUCAUCGUUGCGUACAGCCUGAACAGCUCCGAUGACUGGAUCACCCUGGAGAAGAUCAGGGCCCCGUCUAACAGUAGCACGGUGGUGCACCUGCUGCCGAUGCCGCUGGGCUCCAGAGGGGAGGGCGUGCGGCUGCGCUGGGCCCAGGAGCCGAGCUCCAGCCCUGACGGCUACGAGUCCUGCUGGGGGCUGGACAACGUGCUGCUCAUCAACGCCGCCCACAGGCCCAACCUGCUGGAGGACACACUGGACCCUCCCGACACAGCCAACUGGCUCUUCUUCCCCGGCGCCACAGUGAAGCAUGCCUGCCAGUCGGAGGGGAACGCCAUGUACUUCCACGGGGGGGAUGGCCACAGCUUUGCGUCCACACGCGACAUUGACCUGCACCGAGAGGAGGGCCGCAGCUAUUGGGAGGAAGACUUUGAGAACGCACCCAGUGGGUGUGAUCCAGGGUUCAGCGGUCCGGCGUGUGAGCUGGCCUCUCAGACGUUCCCGGCGUUCCUGUCGGAGGGCUUCUCCAGCCCGCGCCUCUCCUCCUACCACAGCUUCUCCUCGCUGCGCGGCGCAGAAGUCAGCUUUGGCUGCGGCGUCCUGGCCAGCGGCAAGGCCCUGGUGUUCAACCGCGACAGCAGGAGACACCUGGUCACCACCCCUCUGGACAGCUCACAGGCCAGGUACCUCCAGUUCACGCUGAGGCUGGGUAGUCGCAGCACACUGAGCUCCUGCCCGGCUCCUGACCAGCCUGGUGAGGGCGUGCUGCUGCACUACUCCUCCGACAACGGUAUCACCUGGACACUGCUGCAGCACUACGCCUACCAGGGCUUUCACGAGCCCAGGAUUGUGUCCGUGGAGCUGCCCCCUGGCGCCCGUAAGUUUGGCGUGCAGUUCCGCUGGUGGCAGCCAUACCACUCGGGGCGCGGGCAGGACGUCUGGGCGCUGGACGAGAUCACCAUGACCUCAGUGCUCUUCAACACCAUCAGCCUGGACUUCAGCAACGUGCUGGACGUCACCCAGAGCCUGGGCUUCUACCUGGGCCACGUACAGCCCUAUUGCGAACAUGACUGGACACUCAGCUUCUCCGGAGAGCCCAGCCCCGGCUCCAGCAUCCGCUACGUGGAGACGCAGUCCAUGCAGAUCGGGGCCUCCUACACGCUGCAGUUCUCCCUGGUCAUGGGCUGCGGCCGCGAGCCCUCGCCCCACAUCGACACGCAGGUGCGCCUCGAGUUCUCCACCAACCACGGACUCACCUGGCACCUGGUCAAAGAGGCUUGUCUCCCAGGGAUGCCCAGCUGCUCUGAGUACACAGCGCCCAGCAUCUACCAUCCCUCAGAGUUCAGCAACUGGAGGAGAAUCACCCUCCCCCUGCCACACAAGACAUGGUCCAGUGCCACGCGGUUCCGCUGGAUCCAGAACUACUACAGCGAGCAGGACGAGUGGGCGCUGGAUGAUAUCUACAUCGGGCAGCAGUGCCCACAGAUGUGCCACGGCCACGGCUGGUGUGACCACGGACACUGCCGGUGUGAUGAGGGCUUCUCUGGGGCCGACUGCCAGCCUACCUCUCAGCUGUCCUCCAGCGUCGUGUCCGACUUCGAGUCUCAGGACACCCUGCUGUCCACCUGGCAGGAGGUGAUUGGUGGAGAGGUCAUGACCCCAGAUGAGGGCUGCGGCGUGGUCUCCUCUGGCUCCUCCCUGUACUUCAGCAAGGCUGGACUGAGACAGCUGGUGAGUUGGGAUCUGGACACCGAGUGGGCGGAGUUUGUGCAGUUCUACCUGCGCGUGGGCGGGGAUUGGGCAGAGUGUAACCAGGCGGAUAGCCGCGAGGAGGGAGUCCUGCUGCAGUACAGCAACGAUGGGGGCAUCAGCUGGGGUCUCAUCGCCGAGAUGUACUUCACCGACUUCACCAAACCCAGAUUUGUCCACUACGAGCUGCCCCUGGCGGCUAAGACGCCCUGCACCCGCUUCCGCUGGUGGCAGCCACUCCACUCGGGCGAGGGCUACGACCAGUGGGCCAUCGACGACAUCAUCAUCCUGUCGGAAAGAGAGAAGCACAUCAUCCCCAUGGCCAACCCCACCCUCCCUCAGAACUUCUAUGAGAAGCCGGCGUUCGACUACCCGCUGAACCAGAUGAGCGUGUGGCUGAUGCUGGGCAACGAGGGCAUGGAGAAGGAGCACAAUGGCAGCUUCUGCGCGCCCACGCCCUCCGCCAUGGUGUUCGGACGCUCCGAUGGCGACAGGGUGGCCGUGACCCGGGACCUGGCACUCCGGCCUGGAUACACCCUGCAGUUUAAGCUGAACAUUGGCUGUGAGUCCCAGUUCAGCACGUCGGCCCCGGUGCUUCUGCAGUACUCCCAUGACGCUGGACGCACCUGGGCACUGGUGCGGGAGGGCUGUUACCCAGGAUCCCCUGGGGUCGGGGGCUGCGAGGGCAGCUCUCGGGAGCUCCGGGAGCCCACCGUCUACAACACUGGGGACUACGAGCGCUGGACCAGAGUCACCGUGGUCAUCCCCCGCAAUGUGGCCGCCAGUAAAACGCGGUUCCGCUGGUUCCAGGAGAGCAGUGUGCAUCGCGACGCUCCGGCCUUUGCUCUGGACGGCGUCUACAUCUCCGAGCCGUGCCCCAACCACUGCGGCGGCCACGGGGACUGCAUCUCAGGGGUCUGCUUCUGUGACAUGGGCCACACGGUGGAGCAGGACAGCUGUGUGCCAGCCGUGGCCAGUCCCACAGAGCUGGCCGAGGGCUUCGAGGGGAAGCUGAGCCCGCUGUGGCAGAGCCUGAGUGGGGGACAGAUCGGCAGCGGCUGUGGCUCCAUCAGCGAGGGCAAGGCCCUCUACUUCAGCAGCUCCGGGCGGAGAGAGGCCCGCACCGUCCCCCUGGACACCACCAACACACGGCUGGUUCAGUUCUACAUCCGCAUUGGAUCAAAGAGCCUUGGAGCCACUUGCACUCGCCCUCGCUCCCGCAACGAAGGGGUGAUCGUCCAGUUCUCCACCAACAACGGUGUGCAGUGGCACUUCCUGCGCGAGCUGGACUUUAGCUCCUUCCUGGAGCCCCAGGUGGUGACCAUUGAGCUACCGCCCGCUGCCAAGACCCCCUACACUGCCUUCCGCUGGUGGCAACCUCAGCAGGGUAAGCACUCGGCCCAGUGGGGCCUAGACGAUGUCCUGAUCGGGAUGAAUGACAGCAGCAGGGCUGGCUUCCACGACAAGUUCGACGGCACGUCCCCGCUCAGACACAACUGGUACCGCGUACAGGGCGGCGAGGUGGCCAUGGACUGCCUGUCCCUGGACACAGCCCUCGCCUUCAACUCCGAGACCAGUGACAAGAAACCCCGUUAUGCGGAGAGCUGGGAUUUUGAGGUGUCCGGCUCGUCCUUUCUGCAGUUUGACCUGAGCAUGGGCUGUAGCAAGGCAGUGAGCCCGGCCCACGGCGUGCGCCUGGAGUUCUCCACCGACUGCGGCCGCCACUGGAGCCUGCUGACCCCCGAGUGUGUGCCGCCCGCCAUCGGCUGUGCCAGCUACACCCAGAGCUCCAUCUACAGUGCCCCCCAGUACGCACGCUGGAGGAGGGUCACCGUCUACCUGCCCAGCGCUGCCAACUCCCCCAGGACGCGGUUCCGUUGGAUCCAGCCCCACUUCACCCCUGGGGCGGACGGCUGGGCUCUGGACAAUGUGCUGCUGGCGCCGGGCUGCCCCUGGAUGUGCUCUGGCCACGGCCUGUGUGAUAACGGCCGCUGUGUCUGUGACCGGGGUUAUGGCGGUGCCCACUGCGUGCCCCUGGCCCCGCUGCCCUCCGUGCUGAGGGACGACUUCAACGAGAACCUGCAGCCGGAGCAGUGGCCAGAGGUGUACGGGGCGGAGCGAGGCACUCUCAGCGGAGAGCCGCUCAAGUCCGGCACCGCCCUCAUCUUCAAAGGGGAUGGUCUUCGCAUGCUGGUGUCACGAGAUCUGGACUGCACCAGCACGCUGUACAUCCAGUUUUCAUUCAAGUUCAUCACCAAAGGUGUCCCAGAGCGCUCCCACUCUGUGCUGCUGCAGUACUCGGUGAAUGGCGGCAUCAGCUGGAACCUGCUGGAUGAGUUCUACUUCCCCACCUCCACGGACACGCUGUUCCUGCACCUGCCCCUGCCCGCCAGCGCUCAGACCAACGCCACACGCUUCAGAUUCUGGCAGCCCUACAACAGCGGAAAAAAGGAGGAGGUGUGGGUGAUUGAUGACCUCAUCAUCGAUGGCAGCUCCCUCAACAACCCUCCUGUGCUAUCAGAGAGCUUCGAGGCGGGGCCUCAGGAGUACAACUGGCUCUUCUUCCCCGGGGGCAACACUGGACUCUACUGCCCCUACCAGAAGGGCGGCAUGCAGGAUGACUCGGUCAUGGUGUUUUUGUCCAGUGAGCUGGGCGAGCACUCCAUCACCACCAGGGACAUAGAUGUCAAUGAGAACACCAUCAUCCAGUUUGAGAUUAACGUGGGCUGCACGGCGGAGAGCUCCUCCUCUAACCCGGUGAGUCUGGAGUUCUCGCGGGACUUUGGUGCCACCUGGCACCUGCUGGUGCCCCUGUGUGCGGGCGGCCCCCAGCCCAGCUCGCUGUGCUCCACGGAGCUGCACCCCGCCAGCGUCUACUACCCUGGCACCACCCAGGGCUGGAGGCGCGAGGUCAUCCACUUCGGCAAACUGCGCCUCUGCGGGUCAAUACGCUUCCGCUGGUACCAGGGCUUCUACUCGGGCGGAGUGGCGCCCCCUACCUGGGCGCUGGACAACGUCUACAUCGGGCCGCAGUGCCAGGACAUGUGCAACGGACAUGGGGCAUGCGUGCGGGGCACACACUGCCUGUGCGACCCGGGCUACUCCGGGUCCGACUGCUCGGCGCCCGAGACGCCCAACCCCGACUUCCUGAAGGAGGACUUCGAAGGGGGUGCGUUGCCUUCAGAGCGCUUCACACUGCUAAGUGGAGGGAAGUCCUCUAGGAAGUGUGGCAUUAUGACCAGUGGAAACCACCUGUUCUUCAGCGAGGACGGCCUGCGCAUGCUGGUCACUUCUGAUCUGGACCUGUCCAACGCAAGGUUUGUGCAGUUCUUCCUGCGUCUGGGCUGUGGGAAGGCGGCCCCUGACCCGCGUUCUCAGCCCGUGCUGCUGCAGUUCUCGGUGGACGGCGGGCUGACCUGGAGCCUGAUGCAGGAGUUCCUCUACAGCAACAGCAGCAACCAGGCGCACCUGGUGGCCCUGGAGAUCCCGCUCCGCGCCCGCACCCAGGCCACACGGCUGCGCUGGUGGCAGCCCUCCGAGAACGGACACUUCCACAGCCCCUGGGUCAUCGACAAGGUGGUGGUGGGUGGCAGUGCCAGUGGCUGGGGCCCUCUGGAGGACGACUUCUCGUCCACUGACGGGCGCUCGUGGCUGCUGCACCCGGGCGGUACGCGCAUGCCCGUGUGCGGCUCAGACGGCGAGGCCUUCGCCUUCAUCGAGAAGUCCAACACGCGCUACGGCGUCACCACCGACAUCAGCGUGGGCCAGGACGCUUUCAUCCAGUUUGACUUCUCCGCCUCCUGCUCUGUCACCAACUCCUGCUACUCUAUUGAGCUGGAGUACUCCCUGGAUCUGGGUCUGUCAUGGCAGCCGCUGGUGAGGGACUGUCUGCCCACGAGUCCAGACUGCUCCUCCUACACCCUGCAGAGAGUGCUGGUCUCCGACACCUACAACAAGUGGGGCCGAGUGACCAUUCCCAUCCCCACUUAUGCCAGGUCUCCAGCCACACGGUUCCGCUGGUUCCAGGAGGCCCCCUUCGACAAGCAGCAGACCUGGGCCCUGGACAACCUCUACAUCGGAGACGGCUGCCCAGACAUGUGCUCUGGCCACGGACGCUGCAAGCAGAGCUCCUGUGUGUGUGACCCAGAGUGGGGCGGUGAGUACUGCGACGAGCCCCAGGUGCAGCUGCCCACCCAGCUGAAGGACAGCUUCAGCCGCGCCCCCCGCUCUCACCACUGGCACCUGCUGACCGGUGGCAAGCUGAGCAGCGUGUGUGGAGCCGUCGCGUCAGGAGCCGCGCUGCACUUCAGCGGGAGCUGCACACGCCAGCUGGUCACUGUGGACCUGAACCUGACCAACGCUGAGUUCAUCCAGUUCUACUUCAUGUACGGCUGCAUGAUCCCACCUAGCAACCGCAACCAGGGCGUGCUGCUGGAGUUUAGCCUGAACGGGGGCAUCAGCUGGAGUCUGCUCAUGGAGAUCUUCUAUGACCAGUACAGCAAACCCGGCUUUGUGAAUGUGCUGCUGCCCCCUGCUGCCCGGCAGGAGGGAGUGCGCGUGCGCUGGUGGCAGCCACAGCAUGAUGGUGCUGACCACGGGGACUGGGCGCUGGACAACGUGCUCGUCUCCGGCUCGGACUCACGCGCCCACAUUUCUGACACCUUCGGCGGCGUGGCCCUGCCCAACCACGAGAGGGCGCCAGCUGACGGUACGCCGUCCAGCCGCAGUUCCACUGAAGAGAUCGAGGCCAGCACAGUGGCUGACCACUGGCUUUUCUCAGAGGACUGUGCGGUGGAGCGCUUCUGCAACUCCCCGGACGGCGUGAUGGCGUGUGGCAAUGUGGAUGGCCGAGAGGUGUACGCCAUCACUCAUGACAUCAUCCCUGACAAGGGCUGGGUUAUGCAGUUCAAGAUUGCUGUAGGCUGCUCACUGCCUGAGAGACACGCCGAGAGGCAGGUCCACGUCCAGUACUCGGUGGACUUUGGCGUGACCUGGAAGUACCUGGUGCCCCAGUGCCUGCCGGCUGACCCCAGGUGCGGUGGCCAGGUCUCCCAGCCCUCCGUCUUCUUCCCUGCCGAGGGCUGGAAACGGGCCGUGUUCCCCCUGCCCGACAAUUUGGCCGACACGGCGGUGCGUUUCCGCUUCUUCCAACAGCACUCGGACAUGCAGUGGGCGGUGGAGAACUUCUACAUCGGGCCGGCGUGCGAACGCCACUGUGGGGGUCAUGGCGACUGCCUGGACCAGCGCUGCCUGUGUGACCCCGGCUUCUCUGGACCCAACUGCUAUGCCAGCUCACCCCUCAAGGCCUCUCUAAAGGAGCGCUUUGACUGGGAGGGCACCCACGGGCCUCAGUGGCAGGUGCUGGAGGGCGGGCACCCCUGCACCGACUGCGGGGUGCUGGUGGAGGGCACCGCGCUCUACUUCGGCGGGGCCGACGCCAGGCAGGCUGUAACGGCCGACCUGGAUCUCCGUGGAUCCAAGUUUGUGGAGUACUGGGCCAGGAUUGGCAGUGAGGACAACAUGACCAUGUGUCACCGGCCCACCUGCCGCAGGGAAGGGGUGCUGCUGGACUACUCCACCGACGGAGGCGUGUCCUGGACCCUGCUGCAUGAGAUGGACUAUCUGAAGUAUGUGACGGUGCGGCGCGAUUACAUCGUUCUCCCAGAGGGGGCGCUGACCAACGCCACACGCCUGCGCUGGUGGCAGCCCUUUACCGUGUCCUCAGGACUGGCCACGCCCAGUCUGGAGCGUGCCCAGUGGGCCCUGGACAACAUCCUGGUGGGGGGGUCGGACAUCAACCCCAGCAUCCUGCUGGACACGUUUGAUGAUGAGGGAGUUUCUCAUGAGGAGAGUUGGAGUUUCUACCCCAAUGCAGUGCGCACGGCCGGUUUCUGUGGCAACCCCUCCUUCCAUCUGUACUGGCCCAACAAAAACCAGGAUGGAACCCAUAACAUCCUGGCCACCCGGGAACUCAUCGUCCAGCCCGGCUACAUUCUGCAGUUCAAGAUUGUGGUGGGCUGUGAAGCGGACACAUGUGAAGACCAUCACUCUGUACUUUUACAAUACAGGAAGGAUGCCAGGUCAGACUCAUGGCAGUUGGUACAGUCCGCAUGCCUCCCCUCCUCUGUCAACAACGUGGGCUGCUCCCCCUUCCAGUUCCAUGAGGCCACCAUCUACAGCCCAGUCAACAGUUCAGUGUGGACCAGGGUCACCGUCCAGCUCCCUGACCAUGUGUCCUCCGGAGCAACGCAGUUCCGUUGGAUCCAGAAGGAGGGCGCUGGUGAGCGACAUGGCUGGGGAGUGGACCAUGUCUACAUUGGCGAGGCCUGCCCAAACCUCUGCAGCGGGCAUGGGUACUGCACGACCGGAGCUGUCUGCAUCUGUGACGAAGGCCAUCAGGGUGACGACUGCUCGCUGUCCAGCACGGACCUGCCCAGCUCGGUGAAGGACAACUUUGAGUCGGGCACGGUGUCCCAGGAGAGCUGGAGCCUGAUCCAGGGCGGGGGUGUGGGCAGUGGCUGCGGCCAGCUCUCCCCCCACGCCCAUGGGGACUCGCUCUACUUCAACGGCUGCAAGAUGAGGCAGGCCGUCACCAAGCCCCUGGACCUCACCAGAGCCAGUAAGAUCAUGUUCGUGCUGCAGAUCGGCAGCGUGUCCCAGACGGACAGCUGCAACACGGCGCUGGAGCAGGAGGACGCAGUGGACCGGGCCGUGCUGCUGCAGUACAGCAUCAACAACGGGGUCAGCUGGCACGUCAUCGCCCAACACCAGCCCAAAGACUUCAUCAAGGCCCAGAGAGUCUCCUACAACAUCCCCCUAGAGGCGCGUGUGAAGGGGGUGCAGCUGCGAUGGUGGCAGCCGCGGCAUGACGGAGCGGGCCAUGACCAGUGGGCGCUGGACCACGUGGAAGUCGUCCUAGUCAGCACCCGCAAACAGAACUACAUGAUGAACUUUGCCAGGCAGACCGGACUCCGUCACUACUACAACCGGAAGAGGCGGGCACUGCGGCAGCGCGCCUAGAACCCAAUAGGUCAACAGCAAGGUUCUGACCUGCCAAUCACACAUAAACCUGCACACCACAUCUUUUCCUUGUUGACAUAGCAACUACGCCCUGUCGAAUCCCACCCUCCAGUGGAUUCCAGUCAGCCUUAGACCAUCCCACCCUCUCUUUGACAGACACAUGGGCCAUCCAAUCCGUUUUUUCAGCUGCAGCCAAUCAAAGCCUUCUAAAGGAGGUUCACAGGAAGGAGAAGAGCAACAACAGAAGUGGCCAUUUUGUUUACCUUGUUCAUGGACUCUCGAGUUUGUUUUUUAUUGAUUAUUGCUGUUGAUAUUUUUAUUUCUCCUGUUCAAGUUGUGAUAAUGCCCCCAUCUCCUGGCUCUGUCCCUCUCACCCUUCCUCCUAACACACUGUGAAGUUCUAUGAUAUCACUGGUCAUGGUGAUGAUGAAGAUGAUGACGAUUAUGAUGAUGAUGAUGAUGAUGAUGAUGAUGAUAGUUAUGAUGAAGAGGAGGAUGAUAGUUAUGAUGAAGAGGAGGAUGUGGCUGUGGAGUUUUGACUGAGCUGGAGCAGACAUCUCCAGCAGUCUGAUCCCGGGGCCCAGAGGAAGUGAAAGACCACGGCAAAGUGUUGAAGCAGUGUUAAAGAAGGAUACCAGUGAUGAAGAUGUGUUGAAGAAGGAUACCAGUGAUGAAGAUGCUAUAAAGAGUACUGUGUUUCUUGCUGUUCUGUGUGUCUGUGGAUUAUUUUUUGUGAUGAGUUGACUGUGGUGUUGCGUUCAUUCGUUGAUUAGUUUUAUACUAAUUCUGAUACUUUUGGGGUUUGUUUACUUUCUAUCGUUUAUCCGGGAUGGAUGAAUGAGGGCCGAGGGGAAGCCCACGCCUCGGGAGCGUUAAGAAGGAAGGAACGAAAUACAGGGGGGACAAAAAAAGAAGAAAAAAAAACACAAAAAUAAAGAC
Alosa sapidissima (American shad) is the source of this 10951-nucleotide messenger RNA. It is a transcript of the gene reln, whose product is annotated as reelin. NCBI's taxonomy places the organism in Eukaryota, Metazoa, Chordata, Actinopteri, Clupeiformes, Clupeidae. Gene Ontology annotation, molecular function: lipoprotein particle receptor binding. Gene Ontology annotation, biological process: neuron migration; central nervous system development. The record is from RefSeq and is a predicted model, not a curated record.